UGGCUUUAGUGUGCAGUUUGUAAUUUCACCGAUGUACUUUGCAGCAAAGAGGAUCUCACCUGGUGUGAGCUGACUAUUCAGGACUGGACCAUUCAUUAGCUGGACUAGAAUCGCUGUUUGUUGUUACCAAAGUAACCACAUCAACUGAGCUUACUAUUUCAACAACUUACAAAUCCAUGAUGGGAGACCUUUGACCCAAGGUAACAGCAACAGCCAUUUCAGGUUCUCAAACCAGCAGUUGGUUUCCAGUUGAAUCAGUCUCUGACUGACUGCCUGACAUUAUGGCGACUGCAGCACCUGUGACAGAUGAUGUGAAACACCUGAAGAGGAAGAGCAGCUAUGAAUGGCUGCCACCUUACAUGUCUGAGCUGAGGGUUGUUCUGCUGGGGAACAGCUGGUCUCAGAGGAGUUCAGUGGGGAACAUCAUACUGGGAAAGACUAAGUUCAACACUGAGGAAGAACCAGACUGCUGUCUGACAGAAAGAGGACAGAUAAAGGACAACGAAAUAGUUCUGAUCAACACUCCAGAUCUGCUGUAUCUCAACAUCUCUGGAAACAAACUGUCAGAACAUGUAGAAAACUGUGUGAGACUCUCUGAUCCUGGACCUCAUGUGUUCCUGCUGGUUCUACAGCCUGAAGACUUCACUGAGGAACACAAACGGAGACUCUGCAGACCCGGCCUGUUUGAUACGACUCUGUCUGAUGAUGAAAUUCAACAGGAGCUUGUAAAAUGCAUCAGCAUGUUGUCUCCUGGACCUCACGUGUUCCUACUGGUGCUGCAGCUUGGGAACAUUACACAAGACGAGAAAGACUCUGUGGAACUGAUCAAAAGGGUUUUUGGCAAGAAGUCUAGAGAUUUCAUCAUCAUUAUCUUCACCAGAGGAGAAGAACUGGAAGAUAUGUCAUUUGAGAGUUACAUUGAAGACUGUGAUGACUUUGUAAAAAAACUCAUCAGUGACUGUGGAGGAAGAUACCAGGUCUUCAAUAACAAAGAUGACACAGACAACACACAAGUCACGGAGCUACUGACCAAGAUCGACACCAUUGUGAAGAAAAAUGGUGGUUGUUACACCACUGAGAUGUUCCAGUGGGCAAGGGAAACAAUUCAAAAGGAAGUAGAGCAAGUGAUGAAAAAGGAACAGAGACAGAGUAUCACCGAGAGACAACAAAAAGAAAUGCAACAGCUGGAAACAAAACUAGAAGCACGACUAUCUGAAAUGGAACAAAGAGCUAAACAAGUUGAUGAGCAAAAUCUCUUCCAAUUGCAGAUAGAAAUCAAAAAACUGAAACAAGAACUUGAAGAAACAAAGCGUAAACAGGCUGAAAAGGAAAACAGAUGCCACAUUCAGUGAUAAUGUGGAACAUAGAACAUAUACAAGAAGUCCAGCCAGGAAGUAGUUUUGUUCACCUCUUAAAGAAUCAAUUUGAAUCUUUUGGUGUGUUUAUGUCCUGGUCAUACUGUCAGUUUUGUGUGCUGUAUCUGCAUAUUUUCAAUGAAGUGCCAGAUCAGUAGACAUGUUUCCACUUUGCUGGUGCAGAUCUUUGACUUAAUGAGUGGACAAACUAGACAAAGCUAUCUCAAAUGAAAAAAGCCCUUUCUGUUCUCUUCAGAUCUGCACUGGAUAACAGCUGUCUGAAAGGUAUAAUAACUGAUAUUAAUCACUCCUUAAAGGCCUAUCGUCAAUGAGUUGAACAAGUGUAACCUUGUUAUAGGGAACCUGACAUCUCUCUCUCAUUUUAUAUUGUCUGGACUAAAACUGUAAAUGUAAAUUAUUCCAAUCCAUUUGUUAAACUUUCCUGGCAGUUUUUGGCUGAAUGAGGUGUGUACUUCUCUGGCGGUGACAUGGCAUGGUUUAUCCGGUUGUUUCCUUCUGAGCUCAACAGAGAGAAAAGACUGUUUUCUACAGGGAAUCUUUCAUGAUUCUCUUAGCCUCAUUCUUGCUGCAAUAAAAAUCCUGCAGGCAGGGUAGAACAGCACCUAUUACAUGUGUGUAACUAAACUGUAGUGCCCCAAAGACAUGAGAAACUUUGUUCUACUCAUUCCUUGCCUGGCGUCAGUCCCACACAUUUAACAUGGGAGGAAAAGAUACGAGGAAAUGGUGAUCAGUGUAGAGGAACAGCCUCUCUGGACUUCCCUUGAACCAGUAUUAUCAAUGAACAAGACCCACGAGACCACCGGGGGUCAGAUGCUUAGGAUUCACCCCUGUAUUACCCCCGACUGGACAAAAACUUCUUUCAGCCAUCCUUAAGCCAAAAGGAGGUAAAAAGUCACUUGGGAUCAAGUUUCAGAUGCCAUCUUAAAGUAUCCAGCCUUGGGGCAAAACGCGGUGAUGAACAACCCACUAGUUGUCGUGAGACAAUGCUUUUUCUCUCAACCAUAUCCUGUCCAUUCGCGUUGCCCCGGGGAAAUCACGCCCUCCACUCUCUUACCAAAUGUUUCUGUGUGACUAAAUUGAAAUGUCUGUUGGAAGUGAAAUUAUACAUUUUAUCCAUAUUUUGUGUUUGGAGUUAUAGAAAUAUAAUUGGGGUUCAUUAAUCAACCUGUUUGCAUGAAUAUGUGCUUCCUCAUUUUGUUUUUCAUUGUAUGACUAUAGGUUGUUUUCAAUUGUAUUCAUUUUAAUUGGAUGUUAAGAACCGAUUUUGACCAUAAUGAGAAGAGUAUGUGCCUAUCGUGCGUAACAUGUCAAAGUAUAUGAUCUCAUAUAAUAAAAAGCAUUAAGUUUCUUUUGAAAUAAAGUAAUAAGCCUGUUUUACAACUAAAAAGACCGCCUUAUCAGACCCGCCCACUUCGGCCGGUUAAAAACAUGCGCUCUCUCUCUCUUGUUCUCUGGUACUCUUUGCUCUUUUCUUUUUUGACUCUUCUCUCUUCUUGUUUUUUUUUUACUUUUUGUUUCUUCUUUUUCGUAUCUUAGCCUCUUUCACAUUUGCGUUUUAGUUAGUUAAUCCAUUUAUACAUACUGUGGAUUUUGUGUUGUUUCAUAUUAUCCUCAUUCAUUUAUUCAGUUG
This is a messenger RNA of Epinephelus moara (kelp grouper), 3006 nucleotides long. RefSeq names its product GTPase IMAP family member 4-like. Bases 282 to 1352 code for a protein of 356 amino acids. The record is from RefSeq and is a predicted model, not a curated record. The transcript is spliced from 6 exons. Lineage: Eukaryota; Metazoa; Chordata; Actinopteri; Perciformes; Serranidae. Gene Ontology annotation, molecular function: GTP binding.